UCUCUGUUCAUUGCUCGGAAGCUAGAACGCUGAGAAACAUGUAAUUUGUUUUAUAUCAAGUGUUUUACAAGAUUAUAGGUGGUUGCGCUUUGAUUAUAGUAAUAAAUGAUAAACAAACUACAGUAGUUAAAUUCUUUCAAUUACGCUGUCCGCUUAUAUAUGGGCGUAUUGUUUAGUAUUCCGUAAGUAGAUGUUCCACUAGUAAUAUUAAAGCUGAUGUUCCUUCUCACAAGAAGUGUUGCACUCUGUUAUGUGAAUUUAACAGAAUAGAACACCAGCUUAAGGAAUAUCAUAUUUUUUUGGGUGAUGAACAUGUUACUAAAGAACUAGCAUGUCGUGUUCGUUUUUAUAUUUAUUCAGUUAAAUAUUGUUUAAAAAGAGAACUAACGGUUAUAAAAUUAUGAAAUAAAUUAAGUAGAAGAUGACAGAAAUAUAUGAUAUGUAAUGUACUAAAUAGAAAAUAAAAGAUGUCAUAUUUGUCCUGCUUCUUGUCCUAUCCUGGCCUGUCCUGUCCUGCAGGACGAGACUAGAAUUUUUGUUCUGUCCUGCUAGCGGCAGGACAAGGGUUUCUUGCAGAAUAGGACAGGACAGGAUAGAAAAACUUGUCCUGUUCUCGUCUCUGAUAGCAACAAAUUAUGGCAUAAACACUCAUUUUGUUUUUUGUUUUGUUUUGAACUCUCCUUGUUACUCAACAUGAAUAGUCAGUUUUUAGUUUUUAUUAAUCUAUUGUUCACUUUUUUCUUUCUCUUUGUUUCUAUCUUAUUUGUAACUACUCUAGAGCGUCACAAAUAAAACACAUAGAAUCAGACAAGAAUUUUAUCUUUCAUAAGUAUUGUUUUCUCUAACAUCAACAAAAAAAUUGACUUUCUAUUUCUAUUGAAUUUAUAAUGAAGUUAAGUCUUAAACAUAAGAAUUUAUUAAUCUAGUUGAUUUUUAGUUUUUAUUUGUGUAAGUUAAUCAAAAAAAAAAAAUAAAGUUUUUAGCCUUUUAUGAAUUUAUAAAUAUUUAUUUUUGUUUUUAAUUUAAUUUUAGCUUGUUGGUCAUUUUAUUGAACCACAUUGUCUUAAUCCAACAUUUAUUUAUCAUCAUCCACAAAUUAUGAGUCUAUUGGUAAAAUAG
This is a messenger RNA of Rotaria sp. Silwood2, 1119 nucleotides long. The record is from the annotation of a GenBank genome assembly. Lineage: Eukaryota; Metazoa; Rotifera; Eurotatoria; Philodinida; Philodinidae.